AUGAUCCCCUGGCAGAAGGCGAUAUUACCACUCUGGCUGCUGUCAGCAACUGGUUGCUUUUGUUUGUUCGAUGCCGCCUCACUGUGUACACCCUUUCCGCACUUUGACACACACGAUCAUGUUGUGUGCCCCGCUGAUGCAUCUGACCCGAUCUGGGCAUCAAAAUCAUUGGAUCUCGGCUGGGUGAAGGGAGAUGCCUGCCAUGGCUUCGGCCGGGACGAGAUCUGCACCUUCACCCUUCCGAAGUUCAACCGCGGCACCGGUAUAGCCCUAAUCACCACAGAUGCAAUACUCGAAGACGUCUCGUCUUGGCUUCCCAUGCAGUCACCGGAUGCGAUGGCUGGGGGCCGGGCCGCUGUGCCUCCUUACGAGGCCAAAGAGAUACCGGGGAAAGGAGUUGGGUUGAUAGCCACCCGGAAAAUCAGGCAAGGAGAGCUGAUCAUUGCUCGCACUCCAACCGUUGUGGUGGAUGGGGCAGCCCUCAAAAGCUUGAGCACAUCCCAUCUCACACAGGCACUGGCUCAUGCGAUCCAGUCCCUGCCAUAUGACCACCGGGUCGAGUAUCUCCAGUUGACGACUCAUGACGAGGCGACGACAUAUGAAGAGAGAGUGUACAAAAUCUUCGCCAAAAAUAACUUCCGGACCAAGUUCAACAGGGGAAAGGACUUUCACUCCAUAUUUACGGAAGUGUCGCGACUCAACCAUGACUGUCGCCCUAACAGCGGAUACCAUUUUGACGGAUCGACCUUAACACAAAAGGUUUUUGCAGCCCGUGACAUACCUGUUGGGGAAGAGCUCAGUAUCGCCUAUUACGAUCCCAUCCAGAUCCGCACCAAGCGGCAGCACCAAUUACGGUCUCAUUGGGGGUUUGACUGCACCUGCGAGCACUGUAGUGCUGAUGCUGGCUUGGUGACGGAGUCAGACGAGAGAGUCGAGCAAAUUCAUUCCCUUUGGAGGGAUCUUGACGAUUAUACCCCGGCUUCGAGCGGCUCGGCAGAGAAGGCAGAGCGGCUCCUCGAGCUCUACAAGCUGGAGCGGCUGGAUACGCGCAUGCAUGAGGCACACUACCGCGCCGCAAUAGAGUGGAACGGUGCUGGGGAUCAGGCAGCAGCAGUGGAGGCGGCAAGAAGAUGUCUCGAAAGGGGAGAGCAGAUGCGAGGCCCAGAGGCGCCCUUUGCAAGAAACAUGAGAGAGUUGAUACAGGACCCACAGCGGCACUGGAGCUGGAGAUUCCGCUUGCCAACUGCCUCAGUACUCUAG
Messenger RNA from Diaporthe batatas, 1260 nucleotides. RefSeq lists its product as uncharacterized. The record is from RefSeq and is a predicted model, not a curated record. Gene Ontology annotation, molecular function: protein binding. The coding region runs from base 1 to 1260 and encodes 419 amino acids. NCBI's taxonomy places the organism in Eukaryota, Fungi, Ascomycota, Sordariomycetes, Diaporthales, Diaporthaceae. The transcript is spliced from 3 exons.